AUGACCCGCUGGGUCUUAACAUGCUGGGUUCUUCAGCUCUGCUUCCUGCACCUUGCCGAUGCUACGCACUUGAGCAACGAGACGGAUCGACUGGCGUUGCUCGAGUUCAAGUCCAAGAUUUCCGGUGACCCUUUGGGAGUUCUAAGCUCGUGGAAUGAUUCCCGUCAAUUUUGCUUUUGGGGCGGCGUGUCCUGUUCCAGACGACACGUCCGAGUCACGGUCCUAGACCUGCAUUCCAGUAGGCUCUCUGGCUCCAUUUCUCCACACAUCGGCAACCUCACCUUCCUGAAGAAGCUCGACCUCAACAACAACACAUUCCACGGCGCAAUCCCGCCAGAAAUUGGCCGGCUACGCAGAUUGCGGACUCUGUUUCUAUACAACAACUCAUUGGGCGGCGAGAUUCCGUCCAACAUCUCGGGAUGCUCUGCUCUGGCCGAGGUCCAUGUCAGAAAUAACAAAUUGGUGGGAAGCCUACCUCGGCAGCUCGGCUUCUUGUACGGGCUUCAAUUCUUUCACGCGGGAGGAAACCGUCUAACAGGGAGCAUCCUUCCUUCUUUCGGCAACUUGACAUCUAUCAGGAUCCUAGCAUUAGGCGAUAACCAAUUGAAUGGUGAAAUCCCUUCUUCCAUUUUCAAUCUUACUCUCCUUACACUUCUCUCCCUUGGAGAGAAUCGACUCCGCGGAAACCUUCCGUGGAAUAUGGGAACAUUACUUCCGAAUCUUGAGAAUUUUUACGUGCCUUUUAACCAACUCACUGGUAGACUUCCACCUUCUUUGUCAAAUGCCUCGAAUAUGGUCCAACUUCAACUGCAGGUCAACAAUUUUACAGGGAGCGUGCCUAGUAUGGCUAGCUCUCACAACCUUCUGCGUUUAAACAUUGCCGAAAACUUUCUUGGAAGUGGCAAGGUUAACGGUGAUGAUUUGGGUUUCCUUUCUACCUUGACAAAUGCAAGAAAAUUGCAAGCCCUAGUCAUCAGCAUCAAUAAUUUUGGAGGCAGCUUACCGGAGCAAAUUGGCAACUUGUCAUCGAGCAUUGAGAUACUCGUGUUGGAUAACAACCAGAUAUCAGGAAGCAUCCCAGAGGGCUUACAAAACCUUGUCAACUUGGAGGUUCUUUUGGCGAAUGGGAACAAACUCUCAGGUGCGAAAUCACUAUCCAUUAUUGGAAACAUGCAGAGCUUAGUGCAGUUGCGUUUGGACAACAACGACAUUGUCGGAUAUGUUCCUUUGUCUAUUGGAAACUUGAAUAGAUUGCUUGUAUUGCGCUUGGCUAAUAACCAUAUAGACGGAGAAAUUCCUACCGCUAUUCAAAACUGCAAAAGUUUGAUAUUUUUGGACUUAUCAAACAACAAUCUUAGUGGCGUCAUUCCCACACAACUCAUGGGUCUUACUUCUUUGUCCAUUGGGUUGAACUUGUCCUACAAUCAUUUCACUGGCAGCAUCCCCAUCGAAGUGGAAAAUCUGAAGAACUUGGGCUCCUUGGAUCUAUCCCAUAACAUGUUAUCAGACAGCAUUCCUAGAAGCCUUGGCAAAUGUGUCAGCCUAGAGUCCGUGCAAUUGCAAGCCAACCUCCUCCGAGGAAUGAUUCCUUUGUCAUUGGAUUCGUUAAGAGGUAUUCGACUAUUUGAUCUUUCAAACAAUAACUUAUCUGGUCAAAUUCCAAAAUUCUUUGAGCAGAUGCAUUCUCUACAACUAUUGAAUCUGUCUCACAAUAAGUUUGAGGGUGAAGUGCCAACGGAGGGAGUUUUGAAUAAUAGUAUAAUCAUUUUAGUCAUUGGAAAUGUCAAUCUUUGUGGAGGUUUGCCUGAACUUAACCUUCCACCUUGUAACUUAAGACGACCUAAGAAGAGAUUGAGCUAUAAGUUGAAGGUCUGUAUAUCAACAGUCUCUAGUAUGAUAUUGUUGAUCUUCAUUGCUUCUUCCUUGCUGGUCUUUUGGAUGAAAAGUAAAGGUAAACAACAUAUAGUUUCGAGUGGCGAUGAUUUCCACACUCGAGUAUCUUACCAAAGUCUCCAUAAAGCUACAAACGGUUUCUCCACAACAAAUCUUAUUGGUGUAGGCAGCUUUGGUUCCGUGUACAAGGGAGUUGUUAACAUUAAUGUAGAAGAGAUCACAAUAGCUGUCAAGGUAUUCAAUCUUCAGCAUCGUGGAGCUUCCAAGAGUUUUAUGACAGAAUGUGAAGUAUUAAAGAAUAUCAGACACAGAAAUCUUGUGAGGAUUUUGACGGUAUGUUCGGGUGUUGACUAUCAAGGGAAUGAUUUCAAGGCUCUAGUCUAUGAGUUUGUGGUUAAUGGAAGUUUGGAAAAUUGGUUGCAUCCUGUGGAAAGUGUUGAUGACCCUCCAAGGCGUCUGAAAUUUCAUCAACGUCUAAAUGUUGCCAUUAAUAUAGCAUCUGCACUAGAUUAUAUUCAUAACCUUUGUGAAACGCCUAUUGUUCAUUGUGAUCUUAAACCCGAUAAUGUUCUCCUCGAUGAGGAUAUGGUAGCUCAUGUUGGUGAUUUUGGAUUAGCUGCCAAUCUCUCUUUGAAUGGCGAGACAACCAGCUCCAUUGGCAUAAAAGGAACUGUGGGCUAUGCUCCUCCAGAAUAUGGUAUGGGAAAUGAAAUUUCGAUUGAAGGUGAUAUGUACAGUUUCGGGAUCCUCCUACUUGAGAUGUUCACUGGAAGGAGGCCAAUCGAUGAAUCUUUUAGUGAUGGCGUGAACCUUCAGAAUUUUGUGAACACUGCUUUAUUAGGACAAGGAUCGACAAUCCCAAAAGUUGUGGAUCCAAUUCUACUCAAUGAAAUACUAUAUGGUCGAAUCCCCGAGAAAGCUCUAAUUUCCAUUUUAGAAAUUGGUGUUGCUUGCUCUUUCGACUCCCCGCAAGAGAGACUAAAUAGCAGUGAAGUUUUGACAAGGCUAAAUAGGCAACUUGCUUUAUUGAUGAUUUGCUCAAAGCCUAAAAGGGAGGCGAAAGGUAUGUAA
Messenger RNA from Linum tenue, 2964 nucleotides. Lineage: Eukaryota; Viridiplantae; Streptophyta; Magnoliopsida; Malpighiales; Linaceae. The record is from the annotation of a GenBank genome assembly.